Molecule: messenger RNA, 798 nt
Organism: Symbiodinium necroappetens
Lineage: Eukaryota; Dinophyceae; Suessiales; Symbiodiniaceae
Source: the annotation of a GenBank genome assembly
GCCGCCCUCUCGCCCCACCGCUUCAGCGUCGCGCCGAUGAUGGACUGGACGGACCGGCACGACCGUUACUUCCUUCGCCUCAUCUCGCGCCGCGCCCGGCUUUAUACCGAGAUGGUGACCACCGGCGCCCUGCUGCACGGGGACGCGGCGCGCUUCCUCGCCUUCGACCCGGCCGAGCGGCCGGUCGCGCUGCAGCUCGGCGGCUGCGAUCCGGCGGCGCUGGCCGACUGUGCGCGACUGGCCGAGGACUGGGGCUACGACGAGAACGCCCGCUUCGGCGCCUGCCUGAUGGCCGAGCCGGAGCUGGUGGCGCGCUGCGUGGCGGCCAUGGGCGCGGCCACGCGCCUGCCGGUGACGGUGAAGUGCCGCAUCGGCAUCGACGAGCAGGACGACGAGGCGGCCUUCCGGCGCUUCGUCGACGUGGUGGCCGACGCCGGCGGCGCGCAAACCUUCAUCGUGCACGCCCGCAAGGCUUGGCUGCAGGGCCUCAGCCCGAAGGAGAACCGCGAGGUCCCGCCGCUGCGCUACGAGCUGGUGCAUCGUCUCAAGCAGGCGCGGCCGGAGCUGACCGUGGUGCUGAACGGUGGUCUUUGCGACCUGGACGCCGCCGCCGCCCAGCUCGCCCAUGUCGACGGGGUGAUGCUGGGCCGGGCGGCCUACCAGAACCCCUGGCUGCUGGCCGAGGUGGACCGGCGGUUCUUCGGCGCGCAGACGCCGCCGCCGCGCCGCGAGGCGGUGCUGGCCGAGAUGAAGGCCUACAUGGCGCGCGAGGCCGCGCGGGGCGUGCCGGCCAAGGCC